Molecule: messenger RNA, 1068 nt
Organism: Mya arenaria
Lineage: Eukaryota; Metazoa; Mollusca; Bivalvia; Myida; Myidae
Exons: 1
Coding region: 1-1068 (355 amino acids)
Source: RefSeq, a predicted model, not a curated record
AUGACUAUCGAACUGCAAAACAUGAUUGCCGCUUUUCAAACCAAAACAAAAUCAAGCGAGUCAAUAUCAUAUAUUGCGUACAGAAAGAGCCAGGAUAUGAUUUUACAAGCAAACGAUCAUCUUCGUAGCAUAUCAACCAUUGAGUGUUACAAUGUAACAUUGCAAGCCAAUAACCAUAUAGAAGAACUUUUAUCUGCAAAAAAGACCUUUGGAGCGAUUGAAGAACAAACUGUUAUGACCAAACAGCGAAAAGAUUCCCUCUCCGAUCCAAACCCCGUCAUCAGUGUUGCAGAGUACAAGGAGUACAACGUGAAGUUGAGAAACGACAAACAUCGAUGCUGUAACUAUGGAGUAUGUGAAUUGCCUAGUGGAGAGUUUAUCAUAGCAGACCAAGAUAAUUGUAACGUUAAGCUCCUGGACAAGGAGUAUAGAGUGCUCGACCACUGUGAUAUCCCUGAGAAACCAUGGGACGUGUGCCACAUUGGCGGAAAUGAAGUGGCAGUUUGUGUUUACAAUAGAAAUGCUGAUAGACGCGGACUUAAUUUCAUUAAUGCUACGAAAGGGAAAUUCUUAUCUACGAGGAAGUUAAGUUUCAGCCAUGAAUGUGUUGCCGCAGCUCAUCAUGGUGGCCAGCUUUACAUCUUCUCUUGUACCGCCCUGUACGUCUACACGAUGUUGGGAAAAAAGAAGCUGUACAAGGUAGAGUCUUGGUGUAUCACGGUGGAGAAAAGUACCAUCAGUCACGACGGAAAGACAAUCUACAUCACAAACAACAUUAGAGAUCAAUUGAUCACUCUUGACAACAACGGCAAAAAGCUGGCCUCUUUCACUGACCCUGACAUGAUAGAACCUACAGGAAUACACGUGACACCAUCUAGACACGUGUUCGUCUGCUGCCGUGACUCCGGCACGGUGCUUCAGGUUGACAAAGACGGGAAGAAGAAGUUGGCCACACUGGCAAGGAAAGAAGACGGAGUGUACGGACCGUGUGAUUUAUUUUUCAGCAUCCGCACUUCUCUGAUUGUUGGUGGAGAAAUAGACACACUUCUUGUUAUCAAGUUAAUUUAG